AUACACCGGGACACUGGUGGAGGCGUUGCGUGUGCUAGGCCGAUUGGACGACUGUACAGAGACCAUCAAGCAACGGCUGCAGCGAGAACUGACAGGUGUCACUGUCAGUGUGGUACAAGAGGUCAAUCGCAAGACCAAACCCAAGCUUGGGUCCAGCCUGGACGCGUACCGGAAGAAGUCGACAAAGAAGGCGUUGGCAUGGAAACCAGAGGCCAAGGAGGAUCUCAUAUCACAAGACAGCCAAACGCAGAGCCAGAAGUAUCUGGUUAA
This is a messenger RNA of Sphaeroforma arctica JP610, 270 nucleotides long. RefSeq lists its product as hypothetical. Lineage: Eukaryota; Ichthyosporea; Ichthyophonida. The transcript has a single exon. The record is from RefSeq and is a predicted model, not a curated record. The annotation marks the transcript as partial.